AUGCCCCCCAUCCCCCAACCCUCCGACUUCCCCCCGUCCCUAAUCCUCACAAUAACACCCCCACCAACCUCACGAUCCACAAACAUCCUUCUCCUCCUCCACGGGCUAGGCGACACAAUCGCCUCCUUUACCUCCUUCGCAUCCGCCCUCCACCUCCCCGAAACAACCUGCAUCGCCCUGCAAGCGCCCACGCCCCUCCCCUUCGAGCUCCCCGGCUACCAUUGGGGCGACGACAUCCUCUUGGAUCCAGAUGCUCUCGACGCAGAUCCGGGCUUCUCGCGCGCCACGGAUAAGAUCGUCCGGCAGCUGAUAUUGCCGGUCCUGGUGCGGAAGCUUGGGUAUCGCGGGAGGGCGAUUUUUAUACUGGGAUAUGCGCAGGGGGCUAGUAUGGGGUUGAGUGUUGGGCUGGAGGUUGGUAGGGGUGCGUUGAUGGAUGAUGCGGAUGGGAAGAACGGGAACGGGGAGAAGGAGCUGGGCGGAAUUGUGGCGAUAGGAGGGGUUUUGCCGCUUUCGGCUAUUAAAGAGGAUGGGGCGGGGAAGGCGGGGACGCCCGUCUUGUUGGUUGGGGGUCAGGGCCCUGGGAGUGCGCUUUCGGAUGCGGGGAUAGGUAGGACGAAGGGGAAUUUUGGGAAUGUGGAGGUGGUGAGGUGGAGGGGGAGGAGGGGGGAUGGGAUGCCGAGCAAUCGGGAGGAAAUGUUUCCUAUUAUGCGGUUUCUCCGCGAGUAG
Molecule: messenger RNA, 726 nt
Organism: Blastomyces gilchristii SLH14081
Lineage: Eukaryota; Fungi; Ascomycota; Eurotiomycetes; Onygenales; Ajellomycetaceae
Product: phospholipase/Carboxylesterase
Exons: 1
Coding region: 1-726 (241 amino acids)
Biological process (GO): protein depalmitoylation
Cellular component (GO): cytoplasm
Molecular function (GO): carboxylic ester hydrolase activity; palmitoyl-(protein) hydrolase activity
Source: RefSeq, a predicted model, not a curated record